Molecule: messenger RNA, 1399 nt
Organism: Clupea harengus (Atlantic herring)
Lineage: Eukaryota; Metazoa; Chordata; Actinopteri; Clupeiformes; Clupeidae
Product: E3 ubiquitin-protein ligase TRIM35-like
Exons: 5
Coding region: 395-1399 (334 amino acids)
Molecular function (GO): protein binding; zinc ion binding
Source: RefSeq, a predicted model, not a curated record
AAUAAGUAAAUAAUACUGUUAACGACUCUUUACUGUCUAGAGGACUUCUGCACACACAGAGGGAGAGAGAGGGCGGUGUUUAGCAGAGAGUGUGAGAGAAGAUGGGAGGAGCCAACACUGGUUAUGAGGAAGUGAAGCUCAGUGACAGACGGCAGCUUUGUUCCACGUUACACCUCUACAAAUGUUCUAGCGGUGAGAGUCUAAUUUAAAAACACUCAAACUGGACAUAGUUGUUUUCAUAAAGACGUUGGAGAGGUUGCCAUGCUUGCAUACAUCGGUUAAAACGACAAGAGGACUCAGAAACUGACUGGAUUUUACAAACUCCUGAAAGUGAAAGUAAAGUGAAAGUAAACGAGAGGGAAGCUUACACCAGAUUUAUAUUUAUUCUUGGAGAAUGGCUUCGAAGUUAGAGGAGGAUUUCUCCUGUCCUGUGUGCACUGACAUCUUCAAGGACCCAGUUGUUCUGUCAUGUAGUCACAGCUUCUGUAAAGCCUGUCUGCAGCAGUACUGGGAAACUAAAGGAUCCAGAGAAUGUCCAGUCUGCAGGAGGAGGUCAUCAAAGCACGUGCCGCCAACCAACCGUGCAUUAAAAAACCUGUGUGAGACAUUUUUACAGGAGAGAGGUCAGAGAGGAGCACUCUGUAGUCUCCAUGGAGACAAACUCAAGCUGUUUUGUCAUGAUGAUCAGCAGCUUGUGUGUCUGGUGUGUCGAGACUCAAAACUACAUAAGAAUCACAACUUCAGUCCCAUUGCUGAAGCAGCAGUUGACCGUAAGGAGGAGAUCAUGGUCAAAGUGGAUCCCUUAAAGGAAAAGCUAAAGGCUUUUGAAAAUGUAAAACUCACCUAUGAUGAAACAGCAAAACACAUUAAGACUCAGGCCCAGCACACAGAGGAGAUGAUAAAGGAGGAGUUUGAGAAGCUUCACCAGUUUCUACGAGAUGAAGAGGCAGCCAGGAUAGCUGCACUGAGGGAAGAAGAGGAGCAGAAGAGUCAGACGAUGAAGAAGAAGAUUGAGAAGAUGAGCAGAGAGAUCUCAUCUCUUUCAGACACCAUCAGAGCCAUAGAAGAGAAGAUGGGAGCUGAUGACAUCACAUUUCUACAAGUAAGAACCAUCUAUACUGUCCUUACCAUACAUAACCACACUGACCUCAUCCAGCAUAACCACACUGACCUCAUCCAGCAUAAUCCCACUGUCUUCAUCCAGCAUAACCCCACUGACCUCAUCCAGCAUAACCACACUGUCAAAAAAAAUCCUCAGCACAUCAGGCUUAGUGCUGAAUGCCAACAGUGCCCCUACUGGCAGGUGCAGAGUAGUGCCUGCAGGUGUGACCUUGGAAAUGACAGGAUAAACCAACGCAGGACUGCUGAAAAACUGAAGAGACAUGAAGCUAUUUACUGA